Messenger RNA from Quercus robur (English oak), 461 nucleotides. Its product is annotated as elongation factor G, mitochondrial-like. Bases 61 to 366 code for a protein of 101 amino acids. Gene Ontology annotation, cellular component: mitochondrion. The record is from RefSeq and is a predicted model, not a curated record. Lineage: Eukaryota; Viridiplantae; Streptophyta; Magnoliopsida; Fagales; Fagaceae. Gene Ontology annotation, molecular function: GTPase activity; translation elongation factor activity. Gene Ontology annotation, biological process: mitochondrial translational elongation. The transcript is spliced from 4 exons.
AUUAAAUUUAAUAGUUAAGGAUAUAUUAUCUUCCUGGUACAGAUUCCUCGCUUGGUUUGAAUGCAUUCUGAUGAGAUGGAGGAUAUUCAAGAGGCACAUGCUGGGCAAAUAGUUGCUGUAUUUGGUGUGGAUUGUGCAUCAGGAUAUACAUUUACUGAUGGGUCAGUUAAAUCCACAAUGACUUCUAUGAAUGUCCCUAAGCCAAUGAUGUCUUUAGCCGUUCAACCAGUUUCAAAAGAUUCAGGAGGACAAUUUUCAAAGGCUUUGAAUCAUUUUCAGAGAGAGGAUCCUACUUUGUGUAAGUAUAAGUUUUCAUGUAGAUUGUUAGAUUUGGUUCUCCAUUGGGAAAAACUAGACUUUGGUUAAGUUACUUAUAACCAUGACUUGGUGCAAAAACCUUAGCUAUUACUUAGUCCUAAAAUUUUUUCUUUGCUUGAUUAGUAAUGUGGGACUAUAUGUCU